GUUUGCUCAAAACUUCUUUCUCUAAAAGCAACUUCUUUCUCUAUAAACUAAAAUAUCAUUUAUCAUUAUGAAAAUAUAAUCGAAAUGGUUGAAUCAUACAAUUGUUUACGUCUAGAUAAUAGUUAUGUUUUUCAGGUGGAAGUUUACAAAAAUAAAAAUGACAAUGACAAUGACGAUAAGAAAUUUCUCAAAAUUGGUGAUGAAGAAAUUCCAUUUGAGAAAUUAAGCUUAUCUCAAAUAAUGAAACUUAAUCCUAAUUCUACUGAAGACGAUAUUAAAAACCUUGGAGAGCUCGAGAAAAAAAGACCUUUCACGGAAGUAGAAGAAAAAGCAAAUAGGAUAGUUCAGCGUGCUGGUGUCUACUUUGUUGAUCCAUUAGAGUUAAGUGAACCGCUUCUUAAUAAUAUUCGGAAGGGUGAAUUUAUGACACUACAUGGUGUACGGGCCACUGGAAAAACUACACGGGUGUUUAGAGUUAUGGAACAAUUUGAAGAAGAAGGCUAUCUUUGCCUAUUUUUCUCAUUUAAGCGAUCACAAGUACCAGAUAGCAAAAUAUUAUUCUGGACAACAUUCAGUGAUUAUCUCGUCAGGACUGCUCCCGAGCAUAUUGAAGAUCAAAUUAAGUCUAGUAAUGAUUUCGUUAAUUUAUUUUCAAAAAGGUGGGAAAAAAAGGUUAUUCUCUUCAUAGACGAGUAUGAUAUAAUGUAUAGAGCAAAUAAUGAGACUAUAUCCUCAUUCUUGAGAAUUGUACGUAAUAUUAAAGCAAGAAAAGAAGGAUAUGCUAUCUGGUCUAUUAAUAUAGUCGACCCAAGUAUCUUGCAUCUGAGCUCAAAAGAAGUAACCACAUCGCCAUUUAAUGUCUAUAGGCCAUUUCAAAACCCAAACUUCACGCAGGAACAAGUCCAGUUCUUAUUUAAGGAGUAUGCGAAUGAGGAGCGAAUAAUCAUUAAUCAAGAGGCAUGCUGGAUGGCCUUGUCAUCAAUUGCGGAAAAGCUAUCGAUGAGAAUUAAAAAAAGGACUUGGUGAAAUUGAUAUUUCAAUCUGGUUGAAAGCAAUCGUUUGCAAAAAGUGAUACGUAAUUGUGAAACCUUCAGAAAGAUGGUUGGAAGAUUUGUUGAGGAAGAUAUAUACAGGCCUGUUAAUAGACUUACUCCGUUAUUCACUCACAGGGUUUCUCAGUUAUAUGCAAAUCAAUGAUUCUGAAGAAAAAAAGAAAGCAGGUUUCCUUACAGCAGAGAAGGUACUAACGGUAGUUGACAAAGAUGAUAAUAUAUACAGAAUGUCAUCUGCUUUUAUGGAUGAGCUGA
Molecule: messenger RNA, 1307 nt
Organism: Rhizophagus irregularis DAOM 181602=DAOM 197198
Lineage: Eukaryota; Fungi; Glomeromycota; Glomeromycetes; Glomerales; Glomeraceae
Source: RefSeq, a predicted model, not a curated record